Molecule: messenger RNA, 1260 nt
Organism: Psilocybe cubensis
Lineage: Eukaryota; Fungi; Basidiomycota; Agaricomycetes; Agaricales; Agrocybaceae
Exons: 10
Coding region: 1-1260 (419 amino acids)
Source: RefSeq, a predicted model, not a curated record
AUGUCUGCACCUGCUUCUAGGGAGCCUCUAUGGUUCUGUCAUGAAUGCCAUGCAGAGAUGAGACCGCUAAUGGUACCCGACCCUGUAUGCGCGUCCUGUCAUGGCAGCUUUGUGGAGAAGAUGGAGAACGAGGCAGACGACCCUCGUCAAUUCGCACACGAUAUUGGAGGAGAACAUCUAGAUGGUCCCGAGGAUGGUGAACCCGGGCCAAUGCCACUGGAAGGCUUGUUUUUCGCCCUGCAAGCUAUGAUGGAUCGAGGUAUUCCACGGAAUGGAUCUCCGAGACCAUCUGGAGCUGCUCCUGCAGUUGCAUUUGAAAUGAGAGGGCCUGGAGGACGGACAGUACGGAUAGGCGGAACAAACAUUCUAGGGGGUCCACAUAAUGGUGUGCCCAGUUCACGGCCAGAUAGUCCGAACGCUAUUCCUAACAUGUCUACUUUUCUAGGAGGAUCUAACCCACAUGCUUUUGGUGGCGCAGGUGGUCGAGAUAUCAGUGGUCCAUUAAUGGCCCAAUAUCUAAUGGCGCUUCUUGGUCACCAUGAAUUGCAUAUGCCCGGAGGGAUUCCAGAAAACGGACGGAUGGGUGACUAUGUGUUCAACCAAGAGGCUCUAGAUAACAUCAUCACUCAAAUCAUGGAAAAUUCCAACAGUCAUCGUCCAGUUCCAGCUACAGAAGAGAUUAUCCAGAAGCUACCUCGAGAAGUACUAGAGGAAGGAAGUGCUACUUUAGAGCAUGAUUGUGCUGUGUGCAAAGAGCAAUUUAAGCUCGAAUCAGAGGAUCCAGACGAGCAAAUUGUAGUGACAUUACCAUCACAACCGGAACAACACCCCCCACCGCCUCGGAAUCCUGGAGCAAAUACAUCUGGCGGCAGUGGAAGCAGACCCCAAAGUCCAGGGUCGAAUGCAUCCAAUCAACGCGACUCCGGCUCCGGUCCAGGUCGAGAACAAGGUGGUGGCGGCAUUUUUCAAUCCAUUUUUAGUGGGCUAAGUGGGCUGGCACACCACAAUAACUCCAACCAGGAUAGUCAUAGCACCCCAUCGACUGGGAACAGAAGUGGGGCGAGGUCGCCUCCGCGAUCAAAUACUCAGGCUCGACCCGAGUCACCAUCGCACUCGCCGCACCGUCGGUCCAAUUCAGACCCAUUUUCGCGUUCAAGGAAUUCUCCAUCUUCGAAUUCUAAUUCACGUUCUAGUGGAGGGCAGGGUCAGAGUAGGGGAAACCCCAAUGUUCCCGGAAGCUGGUCCGAAGAUUUGGAUUAG